AUGACUCCUCCCACAUGUGCUGAACGCUCAUUCCCCAGUGUCCCUCAGUGGCAGGAAGAGUCCCUUGAGGCCUCGGAGGACAUGGAUGAAGACGUGGAUGAUGAGGUUUGGGACUUGCCAUGUCCCGGCACACAUGGCAGACGACGGCGAGGCUUCUGCAACACUGGCAACGGUCACCGCAAAGAGGAGCUUCUCGGCAAGUACGAGAUGGUGAAGUUCGGGAAAGAAUUCUCGAUCGUGGACCUCGGCGAAGCUAUCGUCGCCGCUGCUGCAGACAUCAUGGGUGGUGGAGGCUCAUUCACACUCGCCCUCAUCGAGAUGUGGAUCGACGAGAUCCUCGUGAAGUUCGGCACUUCCAUUAGCAUGGACGACGUGAAGUGGCUCGUGAAGCACAUCGGAUCCCCAAAGACCCUUGCCGGCGUGUACAUCAAGCUCGACUUCUUGACCCUGAAGCAUUGGGCCGGGUGCACGAAGGAGAUCUGCGCGAAAACCAAGGGCCCCAACUCGCAUCUGCUGUACUUGGCCGUUGGUAAGAAACAGCCGGGUGGCGAAAUCGUGGUCGAUCCGUUUAAGCGAGGCUUCGUGCUUCAUCAGGGUGAUCUGGUCUGCAUCAACAAAGGGCCCACCGGAACAGGGCAGACCGAGGUGCACGUCCUGGACGCUGCGUCGGACCUGAAGAACUUCAAGCUGCACGUCGCCACUCCUUGGGGGUACACCUCAAAGGAACAGAGUGGCCAGGAGUGGUGGUUUGGCAUUAAGUCCAACGGCGACCUACUAGGUCUUCUGUUGGGGCCGCACACAGGCACAGGCAAGUCGGAAGUUCACGUACUCAGUGCUGCUUCGGAUUACCAAGACGUCGUCCUACAUGCCGAAACGCCGCUGGACCAAGUCCCUAGGUCCCAGUGGAACUUUGGCAUUGACGGUUGGGACCACCUCUACUGCAUCACCAGGUACGACUUCAAUCCGAAAGUCUUCAGGGCUCCCGUACACGCCAACUACGGGAAGUGGGACAUUCAGCAGGCGAUGAACCUGCGAACCUCCCCAAACCACUUGUGGGAGAUGGUGGUUGCGAGCAACGGGGAUGUGGUGGCCUUGUACCUACCCGGCCCAAGCGAUUUCAUGAGGGAGUGGAGGUUCUCGAAAAUGUCGAACUACCAGUCGCAUGACGGGUCCAAGCUGUCUGGUGCCAAAUGGAGCCAAACAUACCAGCAGAUCCGUUUCACCAUGAGGCGCAAUGACGACAUUCUGGGCGUCGUCAUGCAAGGCACGGGGCACAAGAAGACCGAAGCCAUCAGCUGGACGGCUGGCUCAGGCUACAAAACUACGGGCUGGUUCCAGCCACAGUCAGGUCUUCAUGAAGUUUCGCCCUCGCAGUGGGACUUCGCGAUGCUGUGA
Molecule: messenger RNA, 1395 nt
Organism: Symbiodinium natans
Lineage: Eukaryota; Dinophyceae; Suessiales; Symbiodiniaceae
Source: the annotation of a GenBank genome assembly